UAAUUUAGAACCAAAAAAGAAAGUGGGCUUAAAAGCAAAUACCCGAAUGGAGUAAAUUUGAGCUAGAAAUUUCGUGUUUCCCAAAUAUGAUGGUAGUUCUGCAAAUCUAAAACCCUGGUUCAGGGCUCACAGAUUAAAAACCUUGCUCACCAAUGGCUGCACGCUACGGAUCUCUAUCCAGGUCGCUUCUCUCCGCAGCAAGAACGUCUACUCUACGGUCUUCUCAAUCCAUUUCCGGCCUCCGGUCACAAGCGCAUUUCGGCCAGCGCAUUCCAUCUCGCGGCCUGCUUUCAGGCAUUCUUCCCAGGACUAGUGGAAUACUGGGGUGUACGCAAUCGCUACUUCCGCUGCACAGCGCGCUGGCGGCCACUCGAUUGACUUCGCACAUGGAAGUUGAGGCGCGCUCUUGCUGCGAAUUGUAUCACGGUACCUUUUUCUGUCGCAAUUGCCCUGAUCGGUAGUGUUUAGCAAUUUUUGGAAUUUCCAUGCUUGAGCUUUAUUAUGUUGUGCCUGCAUGUAUGUUUGUUUUCUGCAUCAAUUUUUACUGGGGAACUCUUAUAUCAUCAGUGUGGAUAAAAUUCAAAUUGUGGUUGCUGAUGACUACAUAGAUUUGUUUUAGUGUUCAUGUUGGGACAUACACUUUGUUGUUUCUUGGUUAUGUCAACUUCUCUAGCAUCAAAUCCCCAUUUUCCCAUUCAGAGAUUUAACCACAUUUAGUGAUAUGAAAUUCUUUGUUGACAGGUACUUGAAAUAUAUGUUAGAAGUUAGAACAUGUUAGCAAGAAUAUGCCGCAGUAAUGAAGCAGUCAAAAUGGGAAGAUAAAACUUCGUUUUAUCCUUGGUUUAGUGAAAAAAAUUAUAGUUUUGGGGGUUUUAUCAUAUGGUUGUUGCAAGUUGGGAUUCAUCCCCUAGUAUUUUUUAAUUAUAUUCUCCCGGAUACAAAUUACUGUUGUAAUAAAAUACUACUCCAAACUACAGUAGCUCCUUGGAUCAUCUUUGUUGCAUUUGAUCCGUGGACGGUGAACAGUGGACUUGGUCAUAUAUCUUUUAUUCAAAUUGCCAUUAGAAAUACGGUCUUACCAGUUACCAUUCACUUGAGAGAACAAGUAUACAAAUACCAUUCCCCAAUCUUGUGUGUAAACACUGGAAAAGAGCAUAGCUUUGAAUCUUUCAAUCGAACCUUUAUUACUGGGUUUCC
Cuscuta europaea is the source of this 1197-nucleotide messenger RNA. The record is from the annotation of a GenBank genome assembly. NCBI's taxonomy places the organism in Eukaryota, Viridiplantae, Streptophyta, Magnoliopsida, Solanales, Convolvulaceae.